Oncorhynchus keta (chum salmon) is the source of this 4785-nucleotide messenger RNA. It is a transcript of the gene rftn1a, whose product is annotated as raftlin, lipid raft linker 1a. The record is from RefSeq and is a predicted model, not a curated record. The transcript is spliced from 11 exons. Bases 430 to 2559 code for a protein of 709 amino acids. Lineage: Eukaryota; Metazoa; Chordata; Actinopteri; Salmoniformes; Salmonidae.
UAGACCGCGCUGACGCUCUCAAACACACACAUAGAGGGAGAUAUAAUUGGAGGGAGUGAGCGGGGAGAAGAGAACGGAGUGUGUGAGGAGUUGAUAUCACGGGUUUAGGGAGGGAUACAGUACUGUACAGUUGUCAGAGGGAGGAUUCGGAUUUCCGGUUAGCGGAACAGCAUGAUCUUAACCGCGGGUAGUGCCUCUUCAACCGAGGUGAUCUCACCGACGACUGUGGAUUGACAGACAGGCGCACAGAGAAACACACCGAGGACACAUUUACCUCAGAAAGAGUGUGAGGGUUUGUUUGUGUGUUGGUGUAACCACAUGAGCUCAUUGCUUGCCCAUGUGUCCUGACUGGGUUCGACUUCUCUGCCCGUGAUAACAUCCAAACGGCUCCUCUCUAUCUCUCCCUCCUCUCUUUCUCCCUGCAGAGGGAUGGGCUGCAGGCUUCCUAAGCUGCGGAGGACUGGGGAGGAGAAGAGUCCCGGGAAGAUCUACUCCACCCUCCGACGACCGCAGGUGGAGACCAAGGUGGGCGUGGCCUACACCUACCACUUUCUGGAUUUCCUGCUGGGGAAGGAAGAGGUGUCUGUGUCCUCAGUACUGUGUCUGUCGUCAGUGAGAGAAUUACCAGUUCAGGUGAGGGAGCUGUAUGGUCAGGGCUUCGUCCUGGUGGCUGUCCAUCCCUUUGUCCACCCUUGUGGCCCCAGGCCUGCACGCAUCCAACGCCAGCUACACAGAGCUGUCCUCAUCAGAGAGACACACAGUUCAGAGAACGAGCUGAAGUGGGCGGGGCUUCGCCUGGAGACAGACGUGUGUGUGGCGGGUCAACAGGCCCCUGACCCAGAAGUCAUCCAGAACUACGUGAAGAAGAUCCAGGACAUGGCGGAGCAAGGUAUGCUGUUUGUGGGCUUCCUGCAGCAGCCUGGCGGGGGACCCUGUUUCCUUGGGCACUUGGACCCUGAGGACCUGUCCUCCCUGCACUCCAGCCCCUCCCCCAUACACAGACACCCCACCAGUCCCUCAGAACCCAUGAUACUGGAUCCCAGCCCUACAGACUCUGCAGAACCCCACCAGAACCUCCUAGAACCAGAACACAACCGAAACACAGAAGUGAAAACACCAGAACACAAGUCGGUUGAACUCAGAACAAUUGAGCAGAACCCUACAGAUACCAGUCUGGUGGAGCUGGACUUGAGCUCCACAGGACCGCUAGAUCUCACACAGGACUCUACUCCAAUAGAAUCAUCAAACAGAGAACACGACCACAGUCCAGGCAAAAUAGCCUCAAUAGAAGACCAACCAAACCGCUGUCCAGAUGAACCAGCAGACUCACCAGAGAGACCCAGCCAAAGAGAUCCAGCUAGUGACCAACAGAACCACAACCACGCCCCAACAGAACUCCCUGGUGACCAGGAUCAACUACAGUCUGACAACACAAUAGAGACCACAUGUAUAGAGAGACAACAGAAUGAAAGCCAAGCAGACUUCCUCAGGAUUCUACUACCCAACUUCAGCCCAACAGAGUUAACACAUGGACUUGGUGGUCCAGACGCAGACAGACAGUGCCAGGAAGACAGACGGAGUCUAAGCCCUCAGACACAGAACCACAACCAGAGACCGGAAAUAGACCACGGCUCAGACAACCUGGUCCGGUCACCAGAACUAGACAACGGUGACCACGGGUCAGAGUCCGGGGCUGAGAGGGGGUAUAACCGUAGAAACGAGGGCACGGGCGGUGACCCGGGUGAGCAUCUGAGGAGCAGCAGAGUUCCGACCCACAACAACAACAAUCACAUCCGGGUCAAGAGUCCAGACAGAGAAAAGAGGGCUGUAGGGUCUCCACCAGCACAGAGCAGGGUGCAGCUGUUUGCCCUAUACAACCACACGGGGGAGCUGUCCAGCUCUCUGAGGUUCUACUCCCUCAGGGUUCCGCUGCAGCUGCAGAGAGAGGCAGGGCUAGUGACUGAGGUUGACGCCCACUGGCUGGAUCACAUGACCCAGCAUUUCACCAGCGGAGCUCACCUCAUUGACGGCUUCUUUCACCUUGGAGACGACAAUGACAGCGGGGUCUCCUCUGUGGACAGUGUGUUCAUCUUUCAGAGCUCCUCCGAAGAAACCCCACCCACUUCAUACGACGCCAUUGUAGUGGAGCAGUGGACCAUUGUCGAUGGUGUAGUGGUAAGGACAGACUACAUUCCUUUGCUCCAGUCUCUGGCUCCCUAUGGAUGGAGACUGACGUGUGUGCUGCCUACUCCCAUCGUUAAGACCAACAGUGAUGGCAGUUUGUCCACAAAGCAGAUCCUCUUCCUCCAGAGACCUGCCUUGCAACGCAACAGGAAAGACUUCAAGAAGUUGAACCUCAGGGGUCGGAACAAGCCGAAGAAAAACUCUGCUGGAGAAAUGCUAGAGAAGAAAGAGGAGAGAAAGGACACAUCCCCAGUGAUGGAGAGAGGGAUGGAUGGACAGAACAGGAACACGGAAGAGGAGGAGGAGAGAGAGCUUUGCACACUCUUGGCAUUCUCUCAACCAGCUUCACCUGGAAUGCUUUUCCAACCGUCUUGAAGGAGUUCCCACAUAUGCUAAGCACUUGUUGGCUGCUUUUCCUUCACUCUGCGAUCCAACUCAUCCCAAACCAUCUCAAUUUGGUUGAGGUGGGGGGAUUGUGGAGGCCAGGUCAUCUGAUGCCGCACUCCAUCACUCUCCUUGUUGGUAAAAUAGCCCUUACACAGCCCGAAGGUGUGUUGGGUCAUUGUCCUGUGGAAAAAAUGGAUUCGCCAUCCCAUCUGGUUUGCGCUUAGUGGAACUACCAGUCUCAACAUCAACAGUGAAGAGGUGACUCCAGGAUGAUGGCCUUAUAGACAGAGUUGCAAAGAAAAAGCCAUAUCUCAGACUGGCCAAUAAAAAGAAAAGAUUAAGAUGGGCAAAAUAACACUGGACAGAGGAACUCUGUCUAGAAGGCCAGCAUCCCGGAGUCGCCUCUUCACUGUUGACGUUGACUGGUGUUUUGUGGGCACUAUUUAAUGAAGCUGCUAGUUGAGGACUUGUGAGGCCUCUGUUUCUCAAACUAGACACUCUAAUGUACUUGUCCUCUUGCUCAGUUGUGCACUAAGGCCUCCCACUCCUCUUUCUAUUCUUUUUAGAGACAGUUUCUGCUGUUCUGUGAAGGGAGUAUUGCACAGCGUUGUACAAGAUCUUCAGUUUCUUGGCAAUUUCUCGUAUAGAAUAGCCUUCAUUUCUCAGAACAAGAAUAGACUGACGAUUUUCAGAAGAAAGUUGUGUUUUUGGCCAUUUUGAGCCUGCAAUCAAACUCACAAAUGCUGAUGCUCCAGAUACACAACUAGUCUAAAGAAGGCCAGUUUUAUUUCUUCUUUAAUCAAAACAACAGUUUUCAGCUGUGCUAACAUAAUUGUAAAAGUGUUUUCUAAUGAUCAAUUAGCCUUUUAAAAUGAUAAAAUUGGAUUAGCUAACAACGUGCCAUUGGAACACAGGAGUGAUGGUUGCUGAUAAUGGAAAUCUGUACGCCUGUGUAGAUAUUCCAUUAAAAAAUCAGCCGUUUCCAGCUACAAUAGUCAUUUAUAACAUUGACGAUGUCUACACUGCAUUUCUGAUCAAUUUGAUGUUAUUUAAAUGGACCAAAAAUGUGCUUUUCUUUCAAAAACAAGGACAUUUCUAAGUGACCCCAAAUUUUUGAACGGUAGUGUGUAUAUAUAUGGAUUUGUGUAUAUUCAUAUGGACUGCUGCCAACGUGUAACGGCUUCAAUCAUCCUUCAAGGCACACAUUUCACCUUCUGGCCUCAGAUGUUGUCGUUUGGAAUAGAGUGAAGUGGCCCCUAGAUGCUGAUCUUGGGUCAGUUUUUGCAUUUCCCCCACAAAUGGUCAAGGUUAGGAUUGAGGGAGGGUCCUAGAUCUGUACCUAAGGGAAACUUCACCCUGGAGUGUUGUCAUGUACUCACCUAGUAGGUAUUAUUUGCAAUUUUAAACUGGGUGGUUUGAACCCUGAAUUCUAAAUGCCUGAAAGGCAGGGUAUAUCAGACCGUAUACCACGGGUACGACAAAACAUUUAGUUUUACUGCUCUAAUUAUGUUUAUAAUAGCAAUAAGGUUCUUCCGGGGUUUGUGAUAUAUGGCCUAUAUACCACAUUGCGUCAUGCUUAAGAACAGCCCUUAGCCGUGGUAUAUUGGCCAUACACCACACCACCUCAGGCCUUACUGCCUAAAUAUGUGGAUAUGAUUUUGGACAGUUGUGCAUCUGCUUUGGGGCAAUGAGAACAUGCCGAUAAUGUAGGUCAGAGCCAUAAUUGCCAAGGCAACAUCAAUCAUACCACUGUUUAUAGAUCUAUUUGACAUGUAUCAUAGAAUACUGUACAUUUAAGGAGAUUUUCUCCACCUUUAUUUAACCCAUUUAAAGUCAAGGACAAUGGCCCUGUGUGAAUACUGAAAAUGUAUCCUCCAUUUAUCAUGAUUGCACACUUAACCCUAAUUGCUCCUGUAAGUCGCUCUGGAUAAGAGCGUAUGCUAAAAGAUUCAAAUGUAAAUGUAACAGUUGGAUAGGUGUCACUGUAUAGCUUUCCCUAAUCAUGUUAUGUUAGGUCAGUGAUUAUACUUUACAGAAGGCAUUUAUGGAAUACUUGUACAGCACUAUAGUCCCCUUCCUGUUGUUUGAGUGAUGUGGUAAACAAGUCUGGCACCCUAUACCCUAUGUAAUGCACUAUAUAGGGAAUAGGGUGCCAUUUGAGACAUAUUCUUUAUUACAGACAAACAGAAGGAAUAAACAAUUCUCAAAACAAUA